This is a messenger RNA of Daucus carota subsp. sativus, 1980 nucleotides long. Its product is annotated as cytochrome P450 94A1-like. Gene Ontology annotation, molecular function: heme binding; iron ion binding; oxidoreductase activity, acting on paired donors, with incorporation or reduction of molecular oxygen. The record is from RefSeq and is a predicted model, not a curated record. Bases 99 to 1640 code for a protein of 513 amino acids. Lineage: Eukaryota; Viridiplantae; Streptophyta; Magnoliopsida; Apiales; Apiaceae. The transcript has a single exon.
UCAUCUGAUAGCACCUGCAACUUCACUGCUCUAUAAAUAUCGGCUGCAGAGCCAAACAUAACCACUCAUCUUCUAAAUAUCACAAAUAUUUCAUCACCAUGUUAGCUGAUCUAAAUCUCUCCACUUCACUGUUAUAUUGCCUCGCAACAUUUCUCACCUUAUAUGCAAUCACAAACUUCAACUCCAUUCGCAGAGGCCUGUUCCCUUCGAAACAAAGCAAGCUCCCCAGAUCAUUUCCGCUCAUUGGAUCAUACUUAUCACUUAUCAAACACAUUCAUCAUUUCAGCGAUUGGUCUGCAACUAUAGUGAAUUCUCAGCCCUCUUCGACGUUUAUUCUCCACCGCGCUCUAGGCCAACGCAUGGUCAUUACUGCGAAUCCAGCUAACGUGGAGCACAUACUUAAAACCAAUUUUCAUGUCUAUCAGAAGGGCACUUCUGUGACAGCGCUGGCCUAUGAUUUUCUAGGACGUGGCAUUUUUAACGUCGAUGGAGAUUGGUGGAAGUUUCAGAGGCAAGUUGCUAGCCAUGAAUUCAAGACUAAAUCUUUAAGGAAUUUUGUGGAGACGGUGGUUGAUACGGAGCUUUCAAACCGCCUUCUGCCCCUCAUGAAAAACGCGGCUGUGGAAGAAAUUGUUCUUGAUUUUCAGGACAUACUUUUCAGAUUUGCUUUUGACAACAUUUGUAACAUCGCUUUUGGCUAUGAUCCUGAGUAUCUAUUGCCUUCUCUGCCUGAGGCGAAAUUCGCUGUUGCAUUUGAGAACACUACAAUGCUUAUUACCAAAAGGUUUAGGCAAAUUUCACCGUUAGUUUGGAAGAUUCUAAAGUUUUUCAACACGGGGUUUGAGAAAGAACUGAAAAAUUCUGUUGAAGAGGUUCGCGAGUUUGCUAGAAAAGUCUUGAGGGAGAAAAAGAAAGAACUAGACGAAAAAUCAGAGUUACAAACUGAUGAUCUUUUAUCAAGAUUCUUGAGCUCCGGUCACUCAGACGAGGUGUUUGUUAUAGAUAUUGUCAUAAGUUUCAUACUUGCUGGCCGUGACACGACUUCAGCAGCACUGACAUGGUUCUUUUAUCUCAUUGCAAAUCAUCCGGACGCAGAGAGCAAGAUUUUAGCUGAGAUUAAUGACAAGAAUUUUGAGAAGAACUCGGAGUCUUCUGCUUAUAAUGAAGUGAAAGACAUGAUGUACACUCAUGCGGCACUUUGUGAGAGUAUGAGACUUUAUCCGCCUGUUCCAACAGACGGAAAACAAGUGAUGGAAGAUGAUGUGAUGCCAGAUGGAACGCGUGUGUACAAGAAUGAUCGAGUGAUUUACCAUCCUUAUGCAAUGGGGAGGUCCGAGAAGCUGUGGGGAUCAGAUUGGCGUGAAUUUAGGCCAGAGAGGUGGCUUGAGAGGGAUGGUGUGACAGGGAAGUGGUGCUUUAUAGGCAGAGAUCAGUAUAGUUACCCUGUUUUUCAAGCAGGGCCGAGGGUGUGUCUUGGUAAGGAAAUGGCUUUCUUGCAGAUGAAGAGGGUGGUUGCCAGAGUUCUGCCAGCAUUCAGGGUGAUUCCGGUGAUUGAAGAAGGGACAGAGCCGGUGUAUACAGCUUACUUGACGGCUAAGAUGCAUGGUGGUUUUCCGGUGAGGAUACAGCAAAGGGCUUAGUUAUAGAACAAUAUUUUACGGAAGUCCUAAAUGCGUGUCGAUCAAAACCAUCAAUAUAUAGAAAUAUAUAAAAAUGAGAGCGACGGAGAGAAUAUGAGAAUACGAUGCACCUUUCAGUUAUGAAAAAUAGUAUUGCAGUUGAUUUGCAGUUACAGAAAGUAUUGAUUCAAGUCUUUUGAUUGGUCCAUGGGUUUGUUCUCAAUCUGCAUUUGUUGUUGGCUAUCAAAAACAAUAGUUCAGUGUUGAUUUUACUUCCAGCUCCAGAUUUGUAUUACCUACAUAUGGCCUUGGUUCUCUCUCAACAGAUUAUUUUAUAUUUGGCACAACGUUUUGCCACAUA